AUGGAGCAAGUAACGAAGGCUAGAAGAGUAUCAAGAUCAAAUAUCACAAAAACUUGUAACAAAAUUGAAACUGAAUUAAAGAAAGAUGAACCAAACCGAUUUCAAAUUUUGGCUUUACGAGAAGACUUAAUCAGAUUUGUAGAUACAAUUGCAGCUCAAGAUCAAAAAAUAUUAGACAGCCUGUUUAACAGUAAUGCGACCGAAGAGGAACAAGACAGAGAAGCAGAGGAGUGUGAAGCUUACCGCAGUCGUGUUACUUUCAUUUUAGUCAUGGUUGGAGAAUACACAAAGGCAAUGACCGAUGAUCAUUCAGAACAUCGUUCAGUAUAUACCACCGUUCGUGAAAGUGCAGAAAAACCAAAACGAACGUACAAACUACCAAAAAUUGAAAUAAAGAAGUUCAACGGUGAAAUAUUGGAGUGGCUGAGUUUUUGGUCUCAAUUUGAAAAAAUCCAUCAAGACAAAGAUCUACACGAUUCAGACAAAUUCCAAUACUUAGCACAGGCGAUGGUUGAAGGUUCACGAGCAAAAGAAUUAGUCGACAGCUAUCCUCAGACGUCUGACAAUUAUCCAAAGGUAAUAGCAGCUUUAACAGACCGUUUUGGAAAACCAAAAAUCCUUAAACAGGUGUAUGUACGAGAACUCAUUAAGAUGAUUGCCAACAACAUCCGUAACAAGGAUAGAGUGGGAUUGUCAAAAUUAUUCGACAGUUUAGAGUCACAUCUUCGAGCAUUGGAAUCGUUAGGAGUUACUGGUGAACAAACUUCAGAAUUCUUAUUUCCUAUGGUCGAAUCGAUAUUACCAGAAGACAUUCUCAUUGCAUGGCAAAGAAGUCCAAAUUUCGGCAGAAGUACUUUGGAUCCACCAAAAUCAGAAUUGGAUUUCCUGAUGCAAUUUCUCCAACAAGAAGUCGAAAGCGAAGAGCAAAGAAGUCUUGCCCGAACAGGAUUUUCACCAAUAUACCAAAAACAAGAAGAUAACCGAUCGGUCAAGAAAGUUCAAUCCAAAGUGGCAACGGCAGCAAAUUUGUUUAUUGGUGAAAAUGCAGUGAAGUGCAUUUUCUGUGAUAAACCCCAUCUCUCGCAGGAAUGUAUGAAGGCAAUGGCAAUGUCGUUAAAGGAAAAGAAAGAGCUUCUUGGACAGAAGAAGGCUUGUUACAAAUGCCUGAAGAUUCAUCGCGGUUUUGGUUGUAAGACGUUUGUUAAGUGUUCAGGCUGUUUCAAACCACAUUUUCACUUGCUGUGUCCUGAUUCACCAAAAAACAGGAGUAACGAACAAACUCCGUCAACAUCGAACAACUGCAAUGCUGUUGUGGAAAGUUCAAAAUUCUCCAAGGACAAACAAGUUCUGCUCAAAACAAUUAUGGUAAGGAUAAAAUCAAAGAAUGGUUACCUCAAGCUUCGGUUAUUAUUCGAUGAUGGUAGUCAGCAGAGCUACAUCAAGACUUCAAUUGCCAUCAUUGCAAAUUGUGCGGAGAAAGGAAGUUAUUUCGAAAGAAAUACUUUGUUUGGUGGUAUCAAAACUGGCAUUGAAGAAAGAAGGAUUUACCAAGUAAAAAUGGAAUCACUAAGCGGUAAUGUCAAGCAUACAAUGGAAAUUCCAGACAAACAGAAAAUAACUGGGGAAAUACCAAAAUUACCUCCUGGUCCAUGGAUGGAUGAAUUGAAGUUAAAAGGCAUUUUCAUCAACGAUAUGGAAUCAUCUGGAGAAGAUAUCGACGUGUUAAUUGGAGCAGAUUUAGCUACACAUUUGAUUCUUGAUGAAAGCAUAACUCUUCAAUGUGGCUUAAGAGCCGUCAAAACGGUAUUUGGCUGGACUAUAAUGGGACCAAUACAAGCACAAACAAGUUUGGUCAUCUCACAUUCGCUUACUUUAGUUUCGAAUCAGAUUAAUGAAAUGAGUAUCCAAGGCUUAUGGGAUUUGGAGCUUAUGGGGAUUCGCGAUCCGGCUAUGUUAAAAACUCAAGAAGAAAAGAAUGCAGAAGUCCAAAUGUUUUUCAACGAAACUUUACAUCGUAAUAAGGACGGCAGAUAUAUAAUCGCUCUUCCUUGGGUAGAUGGCCAUCAACAGAUUCCUAACAAUUUCGAAAUAGCACGAAAACGACUGAUCAAUAGCACAAGAAAACUGAACAAAGACAGCAAGUUCGAGGACUACGAUAAAAUCUUUAAGCAAUGGCAAGAUGAAGGAAUCAUUGAAGAAGUAAAAAUUUCAGGAGAGCUCGCGUCAGCAGUUGGACAUUUCAUACCACAUCAUGCCGUUUUCAAACCAGAAAGCAAGACAACUCCGGUUCGUCCAGUAUUUGACGCAUCAUGCAAAACAAAUCGAUUCCCAUCAUUAAACGAAUGUCUCAUGAAAGGCCCAAACUUGAUCGAAAUGAUUCCUAAGGCAGUGUUCAAUUUUCGACAAGGGAAAAUUGGAGUAAUCUCGGAUAUAAGGAAGGCAUUUUUAAUGAUUGAAAUACAAGAAACUGAUCAGAAGUAUUUGAUGUUCUUGUGGUGGGAGGAUGAGUCAUGCACCAAUUUAAAGGCAUUUGUACAUAAACGAGUGGUUUUUGGAAUCAACUGCAGUCCAUUUAUUUUGGCUGCCGUUUUAAAUCAUCAUCUGGACAACGUGAACACAACGGAUAAGCAAAUGGCUCAGAAACUGAAAAAAUCGCUUUACGUUGACAACAGUGUAACGUCUGUAAACUCAUGGAAAGAAUACGAAAAGUUCAAGGCUGAUUGCACUCGGAUUUUGGCUGAUGCGAAAAUGGAAUUACGCCAGUGGGAACACACUGAAAUCGAUAAUGGUGAUACCGAACUAUGCUCGUCAGUACUUGGUUUAAAGUGGAACAGAAAAGAAGAUACUUUGUCAUGCUCUUCAUUACCAUCAAUCCCAGACAAAUUAACGAAACGAACACUUCUUGCAGCAAUUAACAAAGUCUUCGAUCCAUUGGGUUUUCUAUCACCUGCAAUGGUAUCACCUAAAUUGGUUUUACAAUCAACUUGGGAUAAAGGAAUCGAUUGGGACGAAGAACUUCCGAAGGAAAUGUUCAUACAAUAUCAAAAGUGGUGCAAGGAACUCAAUUAUCUUCAAGAAAUAAAAAUUCCGCGACACAUGUAUGGGGCACAGUACUGUAAGCAGACGUCAGAGGUUCAACUACACAUUUUUAACGAUGCUAGUCAACUAGCCUACGCAACUGCAAUUUUCGUUAGAAUUCAGACAAAUGACGAAGUCAACGUACAAUUGGUUCAGGCUAAGGCAAGGAUAACUCCCAUUCAAAAGAUGACAAUGACGAGACUAGAGUUAAUGGGAUGUUUGAUUGGCGUUCGUCUGGCAAAACCAAUCUUAGAAUCAUUUGAAACGACAGUAACACGAUUUUAUUGGUCAGAUUCAACCACAGCAUUAGCUUGGAUAAAACGUAAUGAUGAAUGGGGAACUUUUGUUGGAAACAGAGUCAAAGAAAUCAUCAAUGAAACUGAAGUAUGCAAUUGGUUUCAUGUACCUGGUAAAGACAAUCCUGCGGAUCUACCAUCUCGAGGUUGUUCGCCGAAAGAAUUGUUAAAAUCCCGAUGGUGGGAGGGACCAGAUUGGUUGCGUCUUCAUCAACAGCAAUGGCCGAAUGUCGAGUUCACAGUAGACGAAGAAAAGGUAAAUGCAGAGAAGAAAAAGAGUUCUGUUAAAAAUCCCGUUUCAAGCAUGAGUAUUCAGAUCACUGGCGAUCCGUGGUAUGCAAAACGACAAUCGUAUAUUCAAAAUUUACGAAUAUUGGCUUGGAUCCAGCGUUUCAAAGAAAAUUGUCUGGCUAAGAAGAAAAAUAAACCACGUCGAUCUGGUACUUUAUCAAUGAAAGAAGUGUUCAACAGCGAAUUGUUAAUGAUUGGUCUGAUUCAACGAGAGACUUUUCCUAAGGAUUCAAACUUCAUUGAUGGGCUGCGUGUUGAUAAGAAUAAGGAGAACAACUUAUACUUCGUUUUGACGAAGAUAAUGAACCGACAAGAUACUGGACGUUUCAAACAACCAUUGUUGUUGCCACACUCACAUCCAGUAGUAGACAAAAUUAUCGAAGAAGAACACAAACGGUAUGGACACGCUGGGGUUCAGUUCUUGGUAGCAAAAUUGAGAGAAAAAUUCUGGAUAGUUAAAACCAGGUUGGCUGUAAAACGAAUUACUAGUAAGUGCGUCGUCUGCAAACGAUUUAAUCAGCAACCUGCUACAGUGCCAAUAUCUCCAUUACCGGAGAAUCGUGUGAAAGACGCAAAAGCAUUUGAAGUAUCUGGUAUCGAUUUGGCGGGGCCGUUGUUCUUAAAAAACGGAUCUAAAGUAUGGAUCGUAAUUUUCACAUGUGGAGUCUACAGAGCAGCUCACAUGGAGACUGUCGACAGCAUCAAUACCGAGGAAUUCAUAUUGGCAGUGUCUCGAUUUAUAUCCAGAAGAGGACGAGUGGCUGUCAUUUAUACAGACAACGGCACAAAUUUCGUAAAAGCAGCAAGAUUAUUUGGCAAACUGGACUGGAACAAAAUUCAAGCCACAUUUCAUGUUCAUCGAAUACAAUGGAUAUUUAUUCCUCCAGCGUCUCCUUGGUGGGGAGGAUUCUGGGAAAGGUUAAUUCGAUCGCUGAAGGAAUAUUUACGAAAAAUUCUGGGUCAAAGCAAACUUAACAAAGUACAACUCGAUACAACCUUGGCAUUUGUAGAAUCGCUACUGAACAACCGACCCUUAACAUAUGUGAGUGAAGACCAAGAUGACUUGACACCACUCACACCAGCUGCGUUCAUCCAAGAUAUCAGUCAGACUGAGUUUCCGGAAUUCAAGGUGUUAAAAGAUCAUGAGUUCCGACAAAAGUACAAGGACCUGGUUACACUAAAGGAGGAGUUACGAUCACGUUUUCGUUCGGAAUAUUUAGGACAACUGGUUCAAAGAUCGAAACCAGUGGAUAACAUUCAAUUGGAUGUCGGUGACAUGGUUUUCGUGGUAGAUGAUAAAAGGAAGAGAUUAGAGUGGAGCCUGGCUAAAAUACUUGAAGUAUUUCCUGGAAAGGACCAAAACUCACGAGUGGCACGUAUACAAACAGCUAACGGAGAACUUACACGGUCAUUUCAACGAUUGGUACCAUUAGAAGUAAAAUCAAGCGAGACCCAAUUUUUCGAUAAGCCAGAGGCUAUAAAAAGAGCUAAACUGCAGAAACAGGACACGUCGAGGCCAAUAAAAUUCAAAAAAUCGGCUAUCAUCAGGGAUGAAAAGGAAAUUAUCACGAAAUCAGGCAGAAAGGUCAAAGUACCUCUACGGUUUCGUUUCAAUUAA
Messenger RNA from Bradysia coprophila, 5283 nucleotides. RefSeq lists its product as uncharacterized. Lineage: Eukaryota; Metazoa; Arthropoda; Insecta; Diptera; Sciaridae. Gene Ontology annotation, molecular function: nucleic acid binding. The record is from RefSeq and is a predicted model, not a curated record. Gene Ontology annotation, biological process: DNA integration.